CUCUCCACGAGACCAGAGACCAGACGAGGAGAUCAGAAGAAGGAGACGGAACAAGAAGAGGUGAAAGGAGAAGGGCAACGGAAGAACAGAAGGAGGUAAAGAGGAGCAGGACAGGAGGAGUGAGGAAAAAGAGGAAGAGGAGCUGUGAGGGAACUUUAACCAAGAGGAAGCAGAAAGUCAGAGAAGAGGUGACUAGAUAGAAGCAAGACAAGAGAGGAGGACGAGGAGGAGGAGGAGGAGCUGCAGCGUCGUCAUGGAGGAGGACAUCAGGAGACAGGGGGCGCUACACCUGCAGCAGCAGAGGUUUGGAAAGCGGUGGAAGCGGGUCUGGUGUGUCCUCUUCAGAGAAAGUUCCCGUUCAGUUUCCAGACUGGAGUUCUUUGAUUGUAAAGACGGAGUCACAGUGGAGAAGAGUCGCAAGCAGCAAGAAAACAAGAAGGUGAUCCGUCUGUCUGACUGUAUCCGGGUCUCGGAGGUGGAGAUGGACGGGUGCCCCAGAGACACGGGACCCUUUCUGAUCGAGACCACCGAGAAGAUCUACGUGUUCGCAUCAGACCGACUGCAGCUGGAGGACUGGACCCACACCCUGUGUGAGAUAGCCUUCCCUAUGAACAGGACAGAAGCUGGAGGGAAGAGAAGCAGCCUGUUGAGAGUAAGAGGAGGGAACGAAGACGCAGGAAUGGAGGACAACCCUCUGUACAGCGGCAAAGAUACAGUGUGUGGCUUCAGAGUGUGUGUCAGGAGCACUGAGGCCUCUCACCGCUCCAGACUUAAAGGUCUUGACGGUUUCCUGCGAGCCGAUGUUGACGCUCUGCUGCUGCUGAAGAAGAGCGGAGACGUCAUGUCCACCUGGCCGUACAGGUACCUGAGACGCUUCGGACGGGACAAGACCACCUUCUCCUUCGAGGCCGGGCGGCGGUGCGACUCCGGUGAGGGAUGCUUUGAGUUCGACACCGAGCACGGGAACUUCCUGUUUCAGGCCGUGGAAGCUGCCAUCAACCUGCAGAGGACCUCCGUCCCCCAGAGGAAGACCUCCUGCCGGACUGGUUCAGAGACCCCCCAAGACAAGACCCUGCCCCCCCUGCCCCUUAACCCACCUCUGGUCCAGACCAGGACGCCACCGCUGCCUCAACUCCGCGGCCAUGCCCCACAAUGCCCUGCUGCUCAGGAAGCUGGCGGUGUUUACAGCAUGGUGACUGAAACUCCACAUCACAAAGACAAGGAGAGCUGCACUGCUUCACAACAACAACAACAACAACAACAGCGCCAACAGCUGUCUCAUUUGGAGCCUCUCGGAGACAAAGUGCUGACAGGAGUCAAAAGUUUGACUCUGGAGACUCGCAGCGUCCCCCGUAAGAACCAGGUGAAGACCAUCUCCAGCUGCCCGCUGCCCCACCAGAAGCCCCCCGGGUCCCUCGAACACUCCAGGCCCCCCGAGCACCCCGGCUCCGGCCACGACCCGGACCAGACGUACUCCUGGACCGCCCCCCCGGAGCCAGAGUACUCCCUUCCCUUCGACACCAUCGCCAGCGCCCUCAUGUCCGACAUCCUGGAGCCCCGCCGGGCCAUCGGGGCCGAGGCCAUCGCCGACCCGCUCUACGAUAGCAUCGACGAGAUGAAGAUCAGGAACGUCUUCCUGAGCGACGGCGCCGGGCCGGCGGGCAGGAAGACGGAGCACAUCUACGACGAGCCUGAAGGCUGCGCCGCCCCGCCGCCCCCCAGCGCCAUGUACGACGACCUCGAAGAGAUGAGAGGCAAUGCGUGGAGGCUCAUGGGGACGGCGGCUGACCCAAAAGGCUACGAGUACCCCUACGACCCCCGGGUGGACGACUAUGCCGUCCCCAAAAGGGCCCAGAGGGUACUUCCUGUAGCACAAAGCACCAACGAAGAAGAAGACGGGGAGGAGGAGCCACGGGAGGAAGAUCAGGAGGAGCACUGUGAGCCACCAUACAGCAACGUGAGGAAGAAGAAGGUCUGACCAGAGACCAGGGACCAGGGACUUGGGACCGGAGACUGGAGACCAGACACCAAAGACUUGAGACCAGACACCAGAGACUAGAGACUAAAGACCAGAGACUAGAGAUCAGAGACUAGAGACUAGAGCCCAGAGACCAGGGACUAGAGACCAGCGACUAGAGACUAGAGAUCAGAGACUAGAGACUAGAGACUAGAGACCAGAGACCAGGAACUAGAGACUAGAGACCAGAGACUGGGGGACUAGAGACCAGAAACCAGGGACCAGAGACCAGGCACCAGAGACCAGAGACUAGGGACCAAAAACCAGGGACUAGAGACCAGGGACCAGAGACUAGAGACUAGAAACUAGAGACUAGAGACCAGAACAACAACAGCGAGCUUCGUGUCUUGAAGCAGCAUUCUCAGGGACGACUCCUCUGGUUCUAUAUAUAUAAAUAUAUAUAUAUAUAUAUAUAUAUAUAUGGGUAGUUGACAUAUAAGGAUGAAACAGUAUUUUUUAAAUAAAGUUCUAAUGAGGAUUUUAGUUGUAUGAAAUUAUAAUGUUAAAAUGCUGAAUUUUUAUAAACUGCUAGUGUUCCGUUGAUUUUUUAAAAUAAUUUCAUUAUUUUUGAAGCUUUUCUUAUAAAAUUUGUCCUGCGGUGUGACAUGUCACUAUGACACAAAUUUAAAUAUAUUACUAUUAUUGAUUUCAAGUACAAAUUAGGUAUGUUUAAAGUUUAAGAAGUACUCUUUCAGAAUGUUCAUUAAAAUUCUGCAUAUGAUUAUCUUUCA
This is a messenger RNA of Pseudoliparis swirei, 2748 nucleotides long. RefSeq names its product docking protein 2-like. NCBI's taxonomy places the organism in Eukaryota, Metazoa, Chordata, Actinopteri, Perciformes, Liparidae. Bases 254 to 1978 code for a protein of 574 amino acids. The transcript is spliced from 8 exons. Gene Ontology annotation, biological process: positive regulation of MAPK cascade; cell surface receptor protein tyrosine kinase signaling pathway. Gene Ontology annotation, cellular component: cytoplasm. The record is from RefSeq and is a predicted model, not a curated record.